Molecule: messenger RNA, 2707 nt
Organism: Spinacia oleracea (spinach)
Lineage: Eukaryota; Viridiplantae; Streptophyta; Magnoliopsida; Caryophyllales; Amaranthaceae
Product: putative protein phosphatase 2C-like protein 44
Exons: 5
Coding region: 1526-2392 (288 amino acids)
Biological process (GO): protein dephosphorylation
Molecular function (GO): protein serine/threonine phosphatase activity
Source: RefSeq, a predicted model, not a curated record
CAAAAUGUUUGUUACAUGGGGAAUCUUUCCUUUUAUAAACUUAUUAUAAUAUUAUUUUUUGUGCCAACUUUUAAUUUUAAUUGGUCCAAUUUUUUCAACUCAUUAAAUUUCUUUACAAUUUCCUAAGUACGUUAAGUUAGCAAUCUUUGUGCUUUUUCAUUAUUGGUUCAUUUUGAUAAAUAAAACAAUCUUAUUGGUUGUUGUAAUUAUUAGUGGAUUGGGGUUUUACUUGGUUUAUUUUUUUAAUAAAAAACCAAAAGAAUCUUUAUUAUACGUUAAUAAACGUGCAAAAGUCCAAACGUAACAAACAUUUUGGAACGGAGGGAGUAUUAUUUUCCCUAGUUGUAAAUUGCCCAAAUGAGACAUAGUUUUGAUUGUAGGACACACUGUUCGUGUUUCUUGUUUCAUUAUUAAGAGCUUGCUUUUAAAAUUUUUAUGUCCAUAUAUUGUUGGUAAAUGGUAAUGUUUUGGUGUUAAGAGUUUUAAAUGGCAUAAAUUUAAACAUAAUUUAAAGGUCAUUUCAACUAUUCAUUUGGCUAAUAUCAUACUUGUAGAAAGCUAAAUUUAGGGAAUCCUUAAAUGAAUUCCUCUUAAGUCUCAAAGACAAGACAGUGAAAAAAAAAUUUUGAAGAAAUUUUGCAGAAUCUAUAAAUUGUCUUUGACUAGGCCAAAUUCACAUAAAACACAUAAAACUACAUAAAAAACACAUAAAACGUGCGUGUUUCAUUAAAUUAGUUUAACGAAACACCCUAAAAAACACCUAAAACAAGUGACUAAUCACAUCUCAAGUAUUUUUCUAACAGCUUAUCUGUUUCACCAAACUCUUACCUUGUUCGGUAUCACUAUCAGUUUUUGAUUUAUUUUGUUUAGUAAAUCAUGAUUUAGAACAUAUCGAAUCAUGUUGAUUUUGAAAACUGACAACGAAAAACUAGAAAUUACUUUUUAUGGUGUUCAUAUUUUGGUUUUUACUUUUAUUUAAAAUAGAAAAUUGUAAGCAAAAACUAAAACCGAACAUUGAUUUCACCUAGCUUGGUCAUAUAUCACGAUAGUUCAAAUUUUUAAUAGGGAUAAGUAUGUUUACCAAUGCAUAGUGUAAUUAUUCGUUUAUAUCUGCCUAGAAGCUAUAUUUUCCAUAUAAGCACACUAAUUUUAGGAAACAAUUCGAAAAUAAAUAAAUCAUGUUUAUCGUCUAAUCGAAUCUGAUUCAUUGCUGUCUAUAGCUCGUCUGAACACAAAAAAAAAAGGGGAAAAAAGAAAAUUAAAGUUGUCAUCAAAAUUUAAGUUUCAAGUUUUCAUUUCCCAAAAAAAAAAAAAAAAAAAAAGUAAGAAUCCAAAAACUUAUAUCCAGCAUUAAACAUGCCACAUUAAAAGCACCUUAAACCCUUGCUUAAAAUGAAGGUUAUGAAAAUAUUGAACUUUACUUUGGACUUUUCACAAUUAUCACGUUAUAACACCAUCUUCCUAAUUCCUAAAUUCUCUGCUAAUUCUUUCUACGGUUCUACCCAUUAGCUUCCUCCAUUCUACCAUGAAACUCCCACACAUAUUUUUCAAGUUCCAGGCAUUCAGGUGGAAGAGUUUGCUUAAGGGGGGUGAUGGUGUUGAUGGGUCUAAAAAUGUGAAGAAACCAUCAUGGAUGGUGCCAAUCUCACAUGGUUAUCAUAUUGUCGAGGGUCGAUCAUGGAGAGGAGAAGAUGAAGAGUUAGAAAAACCAGACAAUGUUGUUGUACAAAGAGAAGAAAUUGACAAUCUUGAGUUGUGGUUUUAUGGUGUUUCAGAUGCUGGUGUUGGUGAUGGCAUCAGUAGGUACUUACAGUCAAAUCUUUUUGACAGGAAACUAAAGGAGAAUCUGAUGAUUAGAAAGAGCAAAGAAACAAUGAAAAAGGCUUACCUUGAUGCAAGAACAAAGCUCGAGAGUGAUAAACAGGAGAAGAUAGUAAAUGCUGGUUCUGCAUCUGCAAUGAUCGUUAAUGGAGAAAAGAUUGUGAUGGCUCAGAUGGGUGGUUACAGAGCUAUUGUUUGCAGAGAUGGUAUGGCUCAUCAGUUGGGGGAAACACAUCAGUAUAGAGGAAAAAGGCAUUGGCCUCAUCGGCUGAUUUCAGGGGCACUGCGCAUUCCAAAAGUUAGCAUACAAGCAUGCCAUUCAGGAAAGGAACCAAACAGAACACAGGGAAACACUUCAGAACUGAUUACUGUUACUGAAAGAAUAGAUUCAGAAACUGAAUUUAUCAUCUUAGCAAGCAUUGGUAUUUCAGAGGUAAUGAGGAAUCAAGAGGCAGUUGACUUAAUCAGGCACAUAGAUGAUCCUCAAGAAGCUGCUGAAUCUUUAGCAAGGGAAGCUUUGGCAAGAAUGAGCAAGAGCAAUAUUUCUUGCGUAGUUAUUCGUUUUGAUUAGUACAAACUUUAUACUUUUUGGAAUUUAAUAUUCUUCCCAUCUCUCUUAUAGUACAAUUUUGUACCUUUUGAACCUAUUUAAAUGUAACUAGUGUGGAAUGAAGAGCAUAUGUUUAGGUAGUGAACUGUGUUAGUUUCUAUCUCUGCGUAAUCAGGUUCCGCUUAACGGGAAGUUGUUUCUGCAGAUAGAGGAAAUCGGAAUUACAAUUUGUAUGAGAAAUCAAAUAGUAAAUCAAUUCAAUUAAUCAAGUACAUAGGAGGUGAAGAGAACAAGGGAACUGAUUUUGGCACUCCUCUUUGUGAGUUGAGAACGGAA